AUGGCUUCUGCUCCUUCAAAACCAGCCCCUAAAACAAAAGCCUGGAAGUCUGGCGUCUGUGUCCUCUGCCAAGGGCCCUUCAAGAAUCCUGUGAUCUUCGAUGGCCUGAAAUUCUGCCGCUUCUGCUUUGCAAAUGAGAAGAAGAAGAAGGGGCUCUGUGAGGAACACGGAGAGCAGCUUACCUGGUUCUGCACCCAGGAGAAAGUCCCUAUCUGUGAGGCCUGCCGGUCAUCUGAGGAUCAUGCCUCUCACACUGUGAUACCUGCUGAAGACGCCGCCCAGGAGUACAAGAGCAAACUGGAAUGUGCCGUGCCUCUGCUAGAACAGCAUCUGGAGAGAGCUCUGAAGCUGAAGAACCAGGAAGGGAAGAAAACGGCAGAGUGGAAGGCAGGUGUCCUUUUGCCAGUUUCCAAGGACCGGCUCCUGCAGCUGGAAGCAGGCAGAAGACAGGUUGCCUGA
Heteronotia binoei (common prickly gecko) is the source of this 459-nucleotide messenger RNA. Its product is annotated as E3 ubiquitin-protein ligase TRIM68-like. Lineage: Eukaryota; Metazoa; Chordata; Lepidosauria; Squamata; Gekkonidae. The record is from RefSeq and is a predicted model, not a curated record. The transcript has 3 exons. The coding region runs from base 1 to 459 and encodes 152 amino acids. Gene Ontology annotation, molecular function: zinc ion binding.